AGGAAGCCGCAGCUUUUUCGGUCCGAGGCGGUCGGGUGUAAGGAGAUCCGAGGGAGUGUCUCACGUUCUGCUGUGCGCUUGAGAAGAUGGCGACUCAGUGUGUGUCCAAAGUGGAGCUUUCAAUUUCCUGCAACAAGCUCAUAGACAAGGACGUGGGAUCCAAGUCGGACCCCCUCUGUGUGCUGCUUCAGAGCGUCGGAGACGAUAAGUGGACGGAGGUGGACCGUACAGAGCGGAUAAAGAACUGCCAGGAUCCAGAGUUCUCGAAGAAGCUGCGUGUGGAUUAUUAUUUCGAGAAGGUGCAGAAACUCAAGUUUGGCGUCUACGACAUCGACAACAAGUCCGUUGACCUGGGAGAUGACGACUAUCUCGGGGGCUUCGAGUGCACUCUGGGACAGGUUGUGUCUAGCAAGAAGAUCACCAGGCCUCUGGAGCUGAAGAAGGGAAAGCCUGCUGGGAAAGGCACCAUUACGAUCACAGCCGAGGAGAUAAAGGACAACAGAGCCAUAGCGUUGGAGGUCGACGCGCAAGGCCUGGAUAAGAAGGACUUGUUUGGGAAAUCGGACCCGUUCCUGGAGUUUUUUAAGCAGGGAGACGAUGGGAAGUGGCAGCUGGUUCAUCGAACAGAAGUAAUCAAGAAUAAUCUAAACCCAUCAUGGAAAAAAUUCUCAGUAUCCCUGCAAACAUUCUGCAACAGCGACAUGAAUAAACCAAUUAAGGUCCAUUGUUCUGAUUACGAUAAUGAUGGCUCUCAUGAUCUUAUUGGUAUUUUCCAAACUAAUGUGACAGAACUCCAGAAAGCCAGCCACGGCUCUCCGGUGACAUUUGACUGUGUUCACCCUGACAAGAAGCAGAAGAAGAAGAAUUACAAGAACUCUGGCAUCAUUAAAAUAAAGUCUUGUAAGAUCGAAGCUGAUUAUUCAUUCCUGGAUUAUGUGAUGGGAGGCUGCCAGAUCAAUUUUACAGUGGGAAUUGACUUCACGGGCUCCAAUGGUGAUCCUCGCUCUCCAGACUCGCUGCACUACAUGAAUCCUAAUGGCAUGAACCAGUACCUCACUGCUCUGUGGUCCGUGGGGCAGGUGGUUCAGGAUUACGACAGUGAUAAACUCUUUCCCGCCUUCGGGUUCGGAGCUCAGAUCCCUCCCAACUUCCAGGUGUCCCAUGAAUUUCCACUUAACUUCAACCCCAACAGUCCCUACUGCCAAGGUAUCCAGGGAAUCGUGGAGGCCUACCGUGCCAUCUUGCCUCAGGUCCGAUUGUAUGGGCCAACCAACUUUGCCCCCAUAAUAACCCACGUGGCCCGAAUUGCUGCUGGGGCGGCCCAGCAGAAAACUGCAUCUCAAUACUUCGUCCUGCUCAUCAUCACUGACGGCGAGAUCACGGACCUGGACCAGACGCGGCAGGCCAUCGUGGACAGCUCCCGGCUGCCCAUGUCCAUCAUCAUUGUGGGUGUUGGGGAAGCCGACUUCAAGGCCAUGGAGUUCCUGGACGGAGACAACGGCGUCCUCAAGUCCCUGAGUGGGGAGCCCGUGGCGCGGGACAUCGUCCAGUUUGUGCCUUUCAGGCAGUUUACCAGUGCCCCCAAGGAGGCCCUCGCCCAGAGCGUGUUGGCGGAGGUGCCCUCUCAGCUUGUCUCUUACUUCAAGAUGAUGAACCUGGGCCCUGUGAACCCUCCUGCUCCUGUGACCAUGUAGAGGUGUGGUCAUCCACUAGGAGGCGCCACUCUCCAACCUUCCAACAGAAUUAUCCAAUUUAGAGCACCUGCUAGCUACUAUGAUCUCACAGUGCCUUCAUGUUCUACUUCAGCCUGUUUUUGUGUUUUAUUUAAAUCGUCCUCCAUAUGAUUGCAGUUUACAUGACGAUACAUCCAUUCCCCUAAAAUUUGACUGGCAAUCUAUAUAAUGGGUCAGAACCUUCUAGAUUCUCGUCAGUAGAUACAGACUAACUCCAGGUCUAACUGCUUGUAGGCUGUUUACACUUAUCACAGCAUGGCCUUUAAAGUAUGUCGAUGGAAAAUAAUGUACACUAAAUAUGCGGACAGUUAUUUUGAUACUGAGACACACAUUAGCUGUCUUUUAAACGUAGCGCCAAAGAUUAGAACCUUUUUUGCUUUUUUACAAUCAUAGGAGGGAAGGUGUUGCAUAAACUGGAUCCCUCUCGAGUUUUAGCAGAUUCAGGACUUUUUGCUGAAGGAAUGUUUUGCAUAACCCAGAAUGCGAGUCGUUCCUGUUGUUAGGCCACCCAGCGUGGACAGUAAAUGUGAGCGCCGAUUUGCCGUGAGCAGUAUGAGCGACUCCAUCCCGCUUCGCUGAGAUGACUCUUCUGUCACUCCUGGUUUAUGCUAGAUAAUCUAUAAGUAAUCAAGCCUGGUUUUGAUUUUCCCUCUUU
This is a messenger RNA of Scleropages formosus (Asian bonytongue), 2388 nucleotides long. It is a transcript of the gene cpne1, whose product is annotated as copine I. The transcript has 16 exons. Gene Ontology annotation, biological process: cellular response to calcium ion; positive regulation of tumor necrosis factor-mediated signaling pathway; regulation of canonical NF-kappaB signal transduction. Gene Ontology annotation, cellular component: plasma membrane. Gene Ontology annotation, molecular function: calcium-dependent phospholipid binding. The record is from RefSeq and is a predicted model, not a curated record. NCBI's taxonomy places the organism in Eukaryota, Metazoa, Chordata, Actinopteri, Osteoglossiformes, Osteoglossidae. Bases 87 to 1694 code for a protein of 535 amino acids.